AUGCACCUCUCUCUGGUUGUGAUAUUAGGGGCUGCAAUAUUUACAACAAUAGCAGCAGCUCGAGCCCUGCCUCAAGCCCUGCCUGGCUGCAGAGAUAAAUGUGGUGAUCUAACAAUUCCUUUCCCAUUUGGCAUUGGUGAUGGCUGCUACCUUCGACCCGAAUUCAACCUCACUUGCGACCAAUCCACCACACCGCCAUCGGCAAACUUGACGGGCCACACAAUCCGCAUUUCUGACUUUUACCUUGCUGAGGCAGAGUUGCAAGUAAUGACCUUCACAUCCAGAGAUUGUUAUGACACCAAAGGUCUCAGAACCUACAAGAACACCCCCAUACUCUGGCUGCCUCCUCCUUAUACAAUCUCUGACACCAAGAACAAGUUUGUCGCCGUUGGUUGCGACACAUACGCUCUUUUCCAAGGAUACAGAGGCGAAGAGAGGUUCAUAACCGGGUGCAUGUCCUUAUGUGACAGCCUAGGCAGCGUCGAAUACCAGGACUCUUAUUGCUCCGGCAUUGGGUGCUGCCAAACUUCCAUCCCCAGCGGACUGAAAAACUGUACUGUCCAAUUGAGUAGCUAUUACAAUCAUACUUUAAUAAUGGACUUCAACCCCUGCAGCUAUGCUUUCAUUGUGGAACAGGGCCAGUUCAAAUUCAACAGUACAAGUUUUCAACAACUCAACAGCAUAAGUCAAAUUCCAAUGGCUAUAAAUUGGGAAAUUGGGGAUGAGACAUGCGAUAUUGCAGCUCAAAAGAGAGAAGAUUUUGCAUGCAAGGCAGAUUAUAGCAAGUGUGUCAACAGGAACACUAACAUCAAUGGGUCUGGUUACAUUUGCCAGUGCUUGCCAGGUUACCGAGGGAAUCCAUACCUCCCACAUGGUUGCCAAGGUAAUUGA
Messenger RNA from Prunus avium (sweet cherry), 891 nucleotides. NCBI's taxonomy places the organism in Eukaryota, Viridiplantae, Streptophyta, Magnoliopsida, Rosales, Rosaceae. The record is from RefSeq and is a predicted model, not a curated record.